UGACUGGAAAAACAUAAAACUGGUUUCAUACUGCAAAAGCAAAUGGUCAUAUCUAAACAAAGACUCCUCCCUAUUCAGUAAAGCGUACGGUCAAUCACUAACUGAGUCAGACAUCACAUACAUAUACAGAGGGACAGACAAAGCUAAUCCUCCUCUUAAGGCAAGAAGGAAAAUGGUAUCCCAAAAACUUCAAAUCCUGGGCCUCGUUAUGGCACUUAUUGGUUUUGUUGGCAUCAUUGUCAUCUGUGGUUUACCAGCCUGGAAGAUGUCUGCUUUCAUUGGAGCCAACAUUGUGACUUUCCAGGUGUAUUGGGAAGGCUUAUGGAUGGAUUGUGUGGUUCAAACCACAGGCCAGAUGCAGUGUAAGGUCUACGAUUCUCUCCUUAUUCUUCCUGUACAUCUGCAGGCAGCUCGAGCCUUGAUAAUCGUUGCCCUUGUUGUUGGAAUCUUUGGAAUUAUCGUAACCAUCAUCGGCGGCAAAUGCACCAGUUUUGUACAGGAUGAGAGUGCUAAGGCUAAGAUCGCCAUCACUAGUGGGAUCAUCUUCACCAUCACAGGGAUUCUCGUCCUCAUUCCAGUGUGCUGGACCACAAAUGCUAUUAUCAGGGACUUUUACAACCCUGCCCUUACGGAUGCCCAAAGGAGGGAACUGGGACCCUGUCUGUAUAUCGGCUUCGGAUGUGCUGCACUUCUCAUUGCAGGUGGGGCCCUCCUCUGUAGCUCAUGUCCACCAAAAGAUGACACUCCCUAUCAUGUGAAAUACUCUCAGCCCAAAUCUACAGUGAGCAGCAGCAAGGUUUAUGUGUAAGACAUUUGAUUAAUCACUUUAGUGGACUGGUAAAAUGAGCAGGCAACUUAAUCAAGGAACUUCUUAGCACUAUCCAGCGUGAACUAGACUAAAAUCUGUCAGUGGUAUUUAAAGUGCUACCAGAAAUGUUGCUAUAAGCUGGUCAUUUCUAUUGCAUACAAAACAUUGUCAAGAAACUUCAUGGGGUUUUUGGUGACCAACAUGGAAUUUUAUGCAAAAUGCAAAACAUGCAAUUGUAUGUAAUCAUUUGUAUUUAAGCUAUCUUGUAAAAUCUCACAAGCAAUAAGGAUAUAUAUACUAUUUUUAUGUAUUAUAUAUGCAUGCUCAUUUAUAUGGCAGCAUUUGGAAAGUGCUGAAUCACUGCCUCUGAAGGUCAGACUCAUUGUAAUGCUAUAUCCUACAGUGAGAAUUCUUUUUGUCAAACCCUUUUUCAAGCUAAAAAAUUACACUUAAAUUGAAAAUGUAAUCAUUUUGAAACACAGCAUGGUACAGUAGUUAACAAAAUGGUGAGGGAAAUUUAUUUUCAUUGUUUCUAUAACAUUAAUUAUAUCCACACAUUCAUGUGAAUUUGUUGACAGAGAAAAGAUGUAAUUGUAUGGAAAUUCUAUUGACCUUUAAAUUGAAAGAAACUAAAGUCAAUCAGUGGUAUGUAAAGUGCUCAUAAUAUGUAAAACAUCAUAAUGCAACAUCAUGGGCUUUUUGCUGACUAACAAAGAAUUUUACACAAAAUCAAAAAUAGUAUCAUUUACGGCCACCAGAAGUGGCAAACCUUCCAAAAUUCCUCCAAGAGCACAGCAACUACUUCUCUAGGAAGUCACAAAAGAGUCAAGGACAUCAUCAAAGGAACUAAAGGCCUCUCUUGCAUCAAUAAAUGUCACUGUUCAUGACUCCACUAUCAGAAAGACACUGGGCAAAAAUGGCAUCCAUGGAAGAGUGGUGAGGUGAAAACCACUGCUAACCCAGAAGAACAUUAAGGCUUGUCUGAAUUUUGCCAAAACAUACCUUGAUGAUCCUCAAACCUUUUGGGUGACUGUUCUGUGGAUUGAUGAGUGGAAAGUGGAACUGUUUGGAAGACAGGGGUCCUGUUACAUCUGGCGUAAACCAAACACAGAAUUCCACAAAAAGAACAUCAUACCUACGGUCAAGCAUGGUGGUGGAAGUGUGAUGGUGUGGGGAUGCUUUGCUGCUUCAGGGCCUGGGCAACUUACAAUAAUUGAGGGAAACAUGAAUUCUGUUCUCUGCCAGAAAAUCCUAAAGCAAAAUUUCUGGUCUUCAGUCCGUAAAUUGAAACACAAGUGCAACUGGAUUAUGCAGCAAGACAAUAAUCUAAAGCAUAGGAGUAAGUCCUAGUCCUAGAAGUAAGUGAAAGACUGCUCUCCAGUUAUCGGAAGCAUUUGGUUGCAGUUAUUACUGCUAAAGGUGGCACAACCAGAUUUUAAGUCUAAGGGGGCAAUUAGUUUUUCACAUGGGUGAUAGGUGUUGGAUAACUGGUUUUGCUUCAAUAAAAAAUAAAUAAAUGAAUAAAAACUGUAUUGUGUGUUUACUCAGGCCUUUGUUUUAUGUUGUAUUUUGUUUGAAGAUCUAAAACUAUUUACUAUGAGAUGUACACAAAAACAGGAGAAAUCAAGAUGGGGCAAAUACUUUUUCACAGCACUGGAGAUGUCUACGCAGAACUUACUGUAAAAGAGACUAAGACUACAGGUCCCAUGAGCCACUGCACCUCACCUGACCAUGUCACGUGACUGUCUAUACCUUUUCUCAAUUUCACACUCAUUACUUUCACCUAUAUAAGCCUCAUUUGGGCACAGCUUCACUGUGGAGUAAUUGCUUAGUUAGAGUUUAGUUUUUUGACUUUGUUUGUUCCCUGGUUUUUGUACUUUAGUUAUUCUAUGAUAUCCUGUUUGUUGGUUGCUUGAGCUUUUUGUUUUAAUUUGCAAUGCAACUUUCAUGCUUUUUUUAUGGAAAACUAUUUGAAUUGAAAUUGAAUUGAAGAGGGCUUUGGCUGAAUGCAUGUAGUGGUGAUGUCACAGGAUGUGUUAUGGCCCAAAUCUGUGAAAAAUCUGCUGUAAUUUUGAAAAAUUUCAAGUUCCUCUGAAUAGUCCUAAAUUUGCUUGCAUUUGUGUUCAUUUCUACUAUUGAAAAAUCACUACAUCUUGGAGGGACUGAUUUAAAGUGAAAAAUUAUACUAUAAUAUUUCAGUUUAUUAAUGGAUGCCAGUGAAGGGGAAAAUACUUUGCAAUUGUAACUUGUUAAGCUACAGUAUAAAUUACUAAUUAUUGUUUUUUGUGACUUUUUUUAUUUUAUUUAUUUUUUUAUUUGAUAAAGUAGCUAGCAACACUACAAGCUACUAAGAAUAAGAUGCUAACUACACUGAAGUUACUUUUGUCAAACUGAAGAAAAUCAACUUGCAUUAACAUAAUUAUUAUUGAACACAAGAUAGAUUUUGCAUUUCUACUUCUAAACCACUCCUAGAAAGAAGCAGUUAACUUUAACAUAUCAUAAAUAUACCAUACCAUAAAUGUUGUAUUAGCUGCCAUUGUUAUGCCGAUGACACACAUUUAUAUGUUUCAGGAAAGCCAGCUGACAGACACCAGCUUAAUAAAUUUAAAGUGUAACGGACAUUGGACACUUCAAUUCUGACAGGACAGAAAUGUUUCUGCUAGGACCACAGGCAGCUUUAGUUAUUCUACGAUAUCCUGUUUGCUGAUCGCCUGACCCUUUUGCCUACCGUGACUUUGUCCUUGUUUAAGUAUUGGAUUGGUUUGCUGGACUUUAUUUAA
Messenger RNA from Ictalurus furcatus (blue catfish), 3588 nucleotides. Its product is annotated as claudin-4-like. Gene Ontology annotation, cellular component: bicellular tight junction; plasma membrane. Gene Ontology annotation, biological process: bicellular tight junction assembly; cell adhesion. Gene Ontology annotation, molecular function: structural molecule activity. Bases 173 to 808 code for a protein of 211 amino acids. The record is from RefSeq and is a predicted model, not a curated record. The transcript has a single exon. Lineage: Eukaryota; Metazoa; Chordata; Actinopteri; Siluriformes; Ictaluridae.